AUGGUGGAAGAGGAGUCCAUGUCUCUUGAGCUUAUUGCAGCCCACGACUCCGUGAAGCUGAUCAAGUUCGCGGACGACACCACCCUCAUUGGACUCAUCUCCAACAACGGUGAGUCCGCCUACAGGAGGGAGGUGGACCGGCUGGUGUCCUGGUGCAGUGGUAACAACCUGGAGCUGAACGCCCAGAAGACAGUGGAGAUGAUUGUGGACUUCAGGAAGAGCACUGUCCCCCCGCCCCCACCCUCCGUGAUGGACUCCAUCACCUCUGUGGAGUCCUUCCGUUUCCUGGGCACCACCAUCACCCAGGACCUCAAGUGGGAGCCGACCAUCAGCUCCCUCAUCAAGAAGGCCCAGCAGAGGAUGUACUUCCUGCGGCAGCUCAGGAAAGCCAAGCUGCCUGCACAGAUGUUGGUGCAGUUCUACACGGCCAUCAUCGAGUCCAUCCUCACCUCCUCCAUCACCGUGUGGUUCGCUGGAGCCACAGUCAGGGACAAACAGAGACUACAGCGCAUCGUGCGCUCUGCAGAGGAAGUGAUCGGCCGCAGCCUUCCAUCGCUGCAGGACCUUCAGUUUUUGGUCAACACAAAUCAAAGGGACAGGGGAAACAGUGAGCGCGGGGAGGAGAUGAAGGCGUGCACCCGUUCUUCCUCAUCGGAGACGUCCCAUUGGCUCGCACAGUUGUCCUCACCCUGGGGUCCCAAACGCCCUUUUGUUGUCAUGUCCGCAUUGAUCCGUUUCACCGCAUGGUGUUGGUGGACGCAUCAAACGCACCCUCCCGACCGCUGCUUUCAAAGGCCGACGAUGAAGGCGUGA
This is a messenger RNA of Knipowitschia caucasica, 813 nucleotides long. NCBI's taxonomy places the organism in Eukaryota, Metazoa, Chordata, Actinopteri, Gobiiformes, Gobiidae. The record is from the annotation of a GenBank genome assembly.